AAGAGGAAGGGCCUGACGUCAGGGCCUAUCUGAGCAUGCGCUGUUAUGUGUCCAGUCAACCCCGUGCCUAUCGGUAGACUACAUAAUACACACUCUUUCUGUAUCUACAGACAUUGCUAUCUGACAGCCCAAUACACUGGCGCGGGAGACUACAAGAAUAGUUAUUUUCUACCUAAUAAGAACUGGACCAACACACAUCUAACGCUCCUUUCGGCUUCAUUUGAAGGUUGUUGUUCGGGUUUAACCUGCCUUUGGCUGUAUCACCCCUAACCAACCCUAACCUCGCCAGCACCGCCACGGGGACUUUACCAUAACCCUGAAGGGAAACGGGUCCUGCCGGUGUUCCUUCCCCAGGACAGCCUCUAUCUCCCCCUCCCCCUCUCUAUCGCUUUUCCCCCCUCUUUCAGCCCUCCCACACAGAUGCACCCCGCUGCCCAGCUCGACAGGAGCGAUGGGAUGUGUCAACUAGUAGAUGACACAGUCCUGGACCAUGUAAGGGAGCUGAAGGUGCAAUCUGCAGUGUUUCUACCGGAGAGAGCGACGGGGAGAGUGAGGGAAGAGGAGGAGCGAGGAAUGGGCAUGGGGAAGAAUAUCACCUCUAAGUCGAUGGAGGGAGAAGGAGCGAAGUAUGAGGAGGAGAACAAACACAGAGCAGACUUCUACCCCAUUCCGGUGGUGGUUAACGGAGUGGGACAGGCCGCUGGAGAGCAGGACACUGAAGACACUGAGCUGAUGGCCGUCUACACUAAAGAGAACCAGGGAGGAGAGAAAAGUUCCAUGUCGGAGACGUUAGACAGUGCAGACAGUAUGGACGCCAGGAGAAUGGACAUGAUCUACACCAUUGAAGACACUCCUCCCUGGUACCUGUGUAUAUUCCUGGGCUUACAGCACUACCUGACAUGUUUCAGUGGUACCAUCGCGGUGCCAUUCCUGCUAGCUGAAGCCAUGUGUGUAGGGUUUGACCAGUGGGCUACCAGUCAGCUCAUAGGAACUAUCUUCUUCUGUGUGGGAAUCACCACCCUGCUACAGACUACACUGGGCUGCAGACUUCCUCUGUUCCAGGCCAGUGCCUUUGCCUUCCUGGCCCCCGCCAGGGCAAUCCUGUCACUAGACAAGUGGAAGUGCAACGCUACAGUGGUUCCUUCCAUGUUCAACGAGACUGAGCUGCUCAACACUGAACACAUCUGGCACCCCCGGAUACGAGAGAUCCAGGGGGCUAUCAUUGUGUCGUCUCUGAUAGAGGUGUGUAUUGGCUUCCUGGGGCUCCCUGGGCUCCUGUUGAAAUACAUCGGGCCCCUAACUAUCACCCCGACUGUGGCCCUCAUCGGCCUGUCUGGCUUCCAGGCUGCAGGGGAGAGAGCAGGGAAACACUGGGGCAUCGCCAUGCUGACUAUAUUCCUGGUGUUGUUGUUCUCUCAGUAUGCGAGGAACGUACAGCUUCCUCUGCCCAUCUACAAGGCUAAGAAAGGUUGGACCUCUUAUAGAUUACAGCUCUUCAAGAUGUUCCCUAUCAUCAUGGCCAUCCUGGUGUCAUGGCUGAUUUGUUUUAUCUUUACCGUAACCAAUGUUUUCCCACCGGAGAAAGACAAGUACGGUUACUACGCCCGCACCGACGCACGCCAGGGGAUACUGGCAGCCGCACCCUGGUUCAAGAUCCCCUACCCCUUUCAGUGGGGUGUUCCUACGGUGACAGCGGCGGGGGUGAUCGGUAUGUUCAGUGCCGUGGUCGCCAGCAUCAUUGAGUCCAUUGGAGACUACUACGCCUGUGCCCGCCUCUCCUGUGCCCCCCCACCCCCCAUUCACGCCAUCAACAGGGGUAUAUUUAUGGAAGGUCUCUCCUGCGUGUUGGAUGGGCUGAUGGGGACAGGAAAUGGCUCUACUUCCUCCAGUCCUAAUAUAGGCGUGCUAGGCAUCACUAAGGUGGGCAGCCGGCGUGUGAUCCAAUACGGUGCUGCUAUGAUGCUACUGCUAGGGCUGGUGGGUAAAUUCAGCGCGUUGUUCGCCUCCCUGCCUGACCCUGUCCUGGGGGCACUGUUUUGUACCCUGUUUGGGAUGAUCACAGCUGUGGGACUGUCCAACCUGCAGUUUGUAGACCUCAACUCCUCCAGGAACCUUUUUGUUCUGGGCUUCUCCAUCUUCUUUGGUCUGGUGCUGCCCAGCUACCUCAAACAGAACCCUCUGGUCACUGGUAUAGUGUCGAUUGACCAGGUGUUGAACGUCCUCCUGACCACAGCCAUGUUCGUAGGGGGGUCAGUGGCAUUUGUGCUGGACAACACUAUCCCUGGUACGCCGGAGGAGCGAGGGAUCAGGAAGUUGAAGCGUGGGUUGGGACCCAGUACUGCGGAGCUAGAGGGGAUGAGAACCUACGACCUCCCGUUCGGCAUGGACUUCCUGCGCCGCCACACCAUCUUCCAGUACUUCCCCAUCAGCCCCACCUUCAGCGGCUACCAGUGGGGCGCGAUCUGCAAGGCCUGCAGACUUAGGGGGGGACAAGGGGGGGCAGGGAAGGCAGCAGAGAUGGAGGGAAUCACAGAACCAGGGGAGAGCGGGGUAUAGCAGACUGGUAGAACCGGGCUGGAGGGAAGAGAGAUGGAGUUUGGUACCAUGGAAGGAAGGGAGGGGUGGAGGUUUUUGGGUAGCAUCAGUGCAGUGUGACAUGCUCAACCCUGUCUUUUAUGUAUGUGUGUGUGUGUGUGUGUGUGUGUGUGUGUGUGUGUGUGUGUGUGUGUGUGUGUGUGUGUGUGUGUGUGUGUGUGUGUGUGUGUGUGUGUGUGUGUGUGUGUGUGUGUGUGUGUGUGUGUGUGUGUGUGUGUGUGUGUGUCUGAAUAACACUGUCUAUGGCCUAUUCAUGCUGUUAUUAGCAUGUUAUAACCAGUGUCAUGAGCGUGAAAUAACAGAUGUCCUUAUAGAGGAAGUUUCAGAUGCAACAUGCUCUUGUCUCUGCCUAGUAUGUGAGUAAAAGAGCCUUAGACAGCCCAUUAUUGAGGUCCCUCUUUUCCCAUUGCACUAUUUCAUCUUGUGGAAUUUGAUCUUUAGUUAACACUUAUUUCUCAGUUAACUUGUCUACAUCAGUCCAUCUGUCUACGUUCAUUCCAAGGGGAAUUGUAAGAAAAGGUUUGUUCUCUGCUGUUUAACCAAAAUACUCUGAUGUAUUACACUCCCAGUGGCCUCUG
Messenger RNA from Salmo salar (Atlantic salmon), 3173 nucleotides. Its product is annotated as solute carrier family 23 member 2. NCBI's taxonomy places the organism in Eukaryota, Metazoa, Chordata, Actinopteri, Salmoniformes, Salmonidae. Gene Ontology annotation, molecular function: transmembrane transporter activity. The record is from RefSeq and is a predicted model, not a curated record. Gene Ontology annotation, biological process: transmembrane transport. Gene Ontology annotation, cellular component: membrane.